Messenger RNA from Perkinsus marinus ATCC 50983, 360 nucleotides. Its product is annotated as glutaredoxin, putative. Bases 1 to 360 code for a protein of 119 amino acids. Gene Ontology annotation, molecular function: glutathione disulfide oxidoreductase activity. NCBI's taxonomy places the organism in Eukaryota, Perkinsozoa, Perkinsida, Perkinsidae. The transcript has 4 exons. Gene Ontology annotation, cellular component: cytoplasm. Gene Ontology annotation, biological process: cellular response to oxidative stress. The record is from RefSeq and is a predicted model, not a curated record.
AUGGGUAGCUGUCUAUCAUCUAAUCCUCCAGUCGAUAUAGAGCAAGUAAAGAAGUUUGUUGAUGGCGAAAUUGCGGAUAAUAAGGUGAUGGUCUUUAGCAAAAGCUAUUGCCCACACUGCAAGAAGGCUAAGUCCGCCUUGAAUAGCAUCGGGGCUGAAUACAAGGUGGUGGAGUUGGAUGGUCGCUCGGACUGUGCUGCUAUACAGGAUUAUCUCAAUGAGAUUACUGGUGCUAGAACGGUACCAAGAGUUUUUAUUGAUGGGAAAUGUAUUGGUGGAGGCAGUGAGACGGUCGCUUUGAAGAAUAGUGGCGAACUGCAGAAGAUGCUCAAUCUCCCCGACAAAGGGAAUCAGCAAUAA